Messenger RNA from Coccomyxa subellipsoidea C-169, 333 nucleotides. RefSeq lists its product as hypothetical. The annotation marks the transcript as partial. The record is from RefSeq and is a predicted model, not a curated record. Gene Ontology annotation, cellular component: endolysosome membrane; late endosome. NCBI's taxonomy places the organism in Eukaryota, Viridiplantae, Chlorophyta, Trebouxiophyceae, Coccomyxaceae. Gene Ontology annotation, biological process: endosomal transport; endosome to lysosome transport; regulation of autophagosome maturation. The transcript has a single exon.
GAGACUUUUCGCUCCAUAGCAGAGUUGAUGAUUUGGGGUGAUCAGCAUGACCCCCGAUACUUCGACUACUUUGCGGAGAAUAACCUCCUGCAUCACUUCACCAACUUUUUGGAGCAUGCUGACAACAGGAAGGGGGAUAUUGCGAAGCAAGUGUUGCAGACAUUGUCCAUCCUAAUCCAAAACAUCCGAUCCACGACAGCCAUUUUCUACCUGUUCUCCAAUAAUCUCGUCAACGAGAUCGUGGCCAUGCGCUUUGACUUCGAGGAUGAUGAGGUCCUGGGCUACUUCAUCAAUCUGCUGAAGACCAUUUCCCUCAAGUUCAACGCGUCCACA